Molecule: messenger RNA, 1247 nt
Organism: Miniopterus natalensis
Lineage: Eukaryota; Metazoa; Chordata; Mammalia; Chiroptera; Miniopteridae
Gene: MSRB1
Product: methionine sulfoxide reductase B1
Biological process (GO): protein repair
Cellular component (GO): nucleus
Molecular function (GO): peptide-methionine (R)-S-oxide reductase activity
Source: RefSeq, a predicted model, not a curated record
GUCGUCGGUCUGCGGCCUCAGAUCAGUUCCAAGCAGGCGACGCUUGUGCACCUGUCGUGUCGGCGCCAUGUCGUUCUGCAGCUUCUUCGGGGGCGAGGUUUUCCAGAACCACUUUGAUCCGGGUGUCUACGUGUGUGCCAAGUGUGGCUACGAGCUCUUCUCCAGCCACUCAAAGUAUGCACACUCGUCCCCAUGGCCAGCCUUCACUGAGACUAUCCAUGCUGACAGUGUGGCCAAGCAUCCAGAGCACAAUCGCCCUGAAGCCUUAAAGGUCUCCUGUGGCAAGUGUGGCAACGGGUUGGGCCAUGAGUUCCUGAACGAUGGCCCUAAGAAGGGGCAGUCACGCUUCUGAAUAUUCAGCAGCUCGCUGAAGUUUGUCCCUAAAGGCAAAGAAACUUCUGCCUCUCAGGGGAAGUAGGUGGGCGGCCCUCAGCCUCCCCAGAUGGGUACUGCAAGAUGGCCACACUCUGGCCACCCUUACUUGGAAUUGGAACCCCAGACAUUCAGACAGGGAAGAGGGUGGCUGAAACAUCAGGAAGGCUCCCAAGGCCUUAGCUCUGCACUGGUUCUUCUUGGGAAAACUACUGGUUUGCCACCUGUGGCCCAUAUCCCACUGCCAGAAUGGGCCUGGAGGACCCAGUUGUCAGCUCAUGUUGGCCUCAGGGAGGUAGGCUGUAGGCCUGGCUCAUCUGUGAGUGACAGAGCACUCCACCUUUACUUCUCAGCCCUUUCUGCCUGUCUGGACCCGCCCCUGUGGGGCCCAGUUCUGAGACAGACUCAGGCCUUCACCAAAGUUGAUGCCCAUCUCCCUCAAGCUGUGCUAGGAGACAGUGCAAAUGGAGGUGGCCCCAGCUGCCUGCUCCAGCCUCAGUCACUGCAUGAUUCACUCUGGUUAAACCCUUCCAGGCAGCCAGAGUGUUGAAGAUCUGUGACCUGUGGUAGGAGUGGACUGACCUUUGGUUUCUCAGUUACGAGAGGAGAAAUCCUGAACCCUGUUUCACACUCUGUGUGGCCGCUGCUUGCCUCACUUGGGCUUAGGAAAACACCUAUUGCUCCAUUACCUUGAUUGCACAGGUUGGGGACCCUGAAGCUCACAGCCUAAAGUACACACCUUCCCAGGGCAUAGUGACCAUGCUUUACUGCACAUGCACUGAAACUCUUGCCAUCUGGGAGGGUGGGUGAUGUUGAAACCCUCCUUCCCAUCUUGAAUCCUCUCUGGAAUAAUUAGGAGAUGAAUAAAAAAAUGA